AUGUUUGAUUCUUUUUUUGUAUUCGCAAAAGGAGCUACAACGAGAGCAACAACAGCGGCAGCAGAAGUAGCAGCUGAGAAAGUGCAAUAUUUUCGCAAUUUUGUGAAGGAUAAAACUGUGAUCGGAGAUUUGGAAAAAGAGCAAGAAAAAUUUUGUGCCGAAGUAGACAAUAAUGCACUUAAAUUAGGAACGGUACCGUGGGCAGAUCUUCCCGACAAUUUAAUUGCGAAGAAACAUAUUCUUGCGUUAUCUUUGGAUAAUCGAAAUUUUCUGCGAGAUGCUCCUGCCGAGUCGAAUUUUAAUAUCCCUCAUAUGCAAAGAGUUGCUGCUAUUAUGUUGCAAGAAGAUUCCAAUCUACGAAAAAUUCGAUACCAGCUAGUUCCAAAAUUAAUUAACGAAGAACGCUUCUGGAAAAAUUAUUUUUACCGCGUUUCACUUGUACGUCAAUCUAUUUUGAGCGAAAAUAAUAUGAUUGAUGAGGAACCAAUAUGCUCAAGAAAUGUGAAAGCGGAUAAUGAAGAAAAAGUGAAAAAUAAAACUGCAUAUGAAAGCAGCAAUAUUGAACCUUUUAAAGAAAAUAUUAUGGAAGGAAACCAACAGCUAGAAGAAAUCAAGGAAACAAUAUCAGUUGAAAAUCAAAAAAAUGAGGGCGAUUGGGAAAAAGAAUUGGAGUUGGAAUUCAACGAUUACGAAUUAGUUACGGAUCAGAUGGAAAAGUCGAAUGCUCAAUGGGAAGAAGAGAUAGCCGAAUUGCUGGAAAAUCCAUAA
Molecule: messenger RNA, 768 nt
Organism: Dracunculus medinensis (Guinea worm)
Lineage: Eukaryota; Metazoa; Nematoda; Chromadorea; Rhabditida; Dracunculidae
Source: the annotation of a GenBank genome assembly